This is a messenger RNA of Protopterus annectens (West African lungfish), 4040 nucleotides long. RefSeq names its product SUMO specific peptidase 7 (gene SENP7). The record is from RefSeq and is a predicted model, not a curated record. Gene Ontology annotation, cellular component: cytoplasm; nucleus. The coding region runs from base 385 to 3369 and encodes 994 amino acids. Gene Ontology annotation, biological process: protein desumoylation. Gene Ontology annotation, molecular function: SUMO-specific endopeptidase activity. The transcript has 24 exons. Lineage: Eukaryota; Metazoa; Chordata; Ceratodontiformes; Protopteridae.
GUAGAACACACUUCCGAUGAAAACAGGAAAUUGAUUUUCGGUUAGUUGUAACUGAAAGGGAGUUGAGAGUGCUAUUAAUUUAAAGGGAUUUGGAGUAGAUGGUGCUAUAGUGACAACUAACAGUGAUGUCUGAAAAGUAAUGCUUAGGUUGAAGCAUUUCUGUACUUAAGCAUCUGUCUUUCUUUCAUCUUUCUUUAUUAUGGAAUUAAAGCUCAAAGAACUAAGAGAUCAUGUAGCAGCUUGGGAUAUAAAAGGAAGCCAUAUGCCUACUUCCAUCAGUCCACACUAACAUGAACAUGUGCUGGUAUAUAAAGGGAAGGAGAGAAACCACCACCUUUUUAGUUUCAAGCACAAGAGAUUUGAGGGCUGCCUUUUGCUGUUGGGAUGGAGAAAAAAGCAAAUGCUGCAUCAACAGACACAUACAAAGAGGAGACUUCUAAGAGUGGUGGCCAGUUUAAGAUACCAAAGAAGAAACAGACAACAGCUGCUAGUGAUGUGCAGAUGCAUUCUCCUCUGUCACGCCUCUCCGAGUCUGAAUAUGGGAAUGGCAGUUUGCUUGAGAAACACUGGCCUCAGUCCACUGGCAGUAAACACAGAACAAGAUGUAGGGAUUUGCUUCCUCGUGCACUAAGGAAUUCAGACAACCACAGUCACAUUGUUUUGAGAAGUGAAACAAAUUCCAGGUGUGAACUGUGGCAGAGGUCAUCAGAUUGCUGUCCUGAGAAGUUGGAUGAAAAUUCUAAAGAAAGUGAUAAAAAUAGUCCUCAUUUUCCAUCAAGAAGAUAUGAAAUGCCUUCAAAAGCUGUUCAGAAAAACAGUAGGUUCAACUUUAGACACUGUAACAAAAGGAAAAAUGAAAAUUGGAAUAACUCGUCUUCCAGUUCAGAAGAAGUAAAUGUUUUCCCUGAUGACAGGAAGAGAAGGCAUUUAAGUACUCCAGAGCAGUCUGACAACUGCAUUAUUGAAGAGGUAAAACGCUCGCCAAAAAAUCUGAGGGGAAACAAGUGUACCAUAUGUUCCAGCUGUAGAGUAUCGAAAGAAUGUUGUCCUUGUCGUAGUAAGCAGAACAGCGAUAAAUUAUUUCAAGAAGAUGCUAGUGUGCCUUUGGAAUUAGAAACACCAACCGUGCAAUUACAUCGCCAUCAGACAUCACCUUUAAAAAAAAAACAAGAAAAUAUCCCUGCUUGUCCAUUGAAAGCAAAGGAUAACAGUUUGGUAGAUCAGUCAAAGAAAGAAGAAAGUACCAAGGUUACAGAACACAUUACCAGCCAGGUACUACAGCCAAAUACUAGCACAGCUCUACAGAGUGACUCCUGUCUGUCAGCAGAGGCCAGCAGAAUACCUUCACCUGCACAUAUUGAAGGAUCAAGAAGAACUUUGAGAUCAAGGAAGUUAAGAAAUUCUGUCUCUCGACCAAAUGUCAUUGUACGAUCCCUCAAGCCAGUUGAACCAAUUGUUCUUUCCAGUGACGAUGAGGAAUCUUGCUCUGAACAAGAACAAAGCUGUGGAAUUCAGAGCCGUGCUUCAAAAUCCAGGCAUGCUGUGCAGCCUGCAGCUGAAGUUUUAACUAGAAGCAAAACAACAGAGUUGAUGUCUGUUUCUUCACUGCCACCGACCUUUGAUGAGAAUGAACUUGAAAAAAAACAAGAUAAGACAGUUCAUGAAAGUCCACAGUGUGAGCCAAAGAAAUUGCCAGUUUCAGAUAAUAGAACCUGUCUGGAUAAGGAUACAGCAGUUGAAAUAGAAUUUUCUUCUGCUUACAUUGGGAACAUGCAGCUAAGUGCAGGAGGCUGUGCUGUGUUUAAGACUGGAAGUAUCAUGAUUCCCCUAGAAGCUUCCGAGAAUAAAAAUUGUUUGACAGUAGAAACAUCUUAUUUAAAAGGGUAUGGUGUAUGGGACGUCAUCUUUCCAGCAAAUUCCAAAAAGAAGCAUGGCUGCCUUGUACUUUUGUUAUAUCCAAAAAAGUUUGCCCAAGUGCUCAAGGAGUUGUCGUCUUUGGAGGUAGCAGAAAAACCAAAAUGCAAAAGCGUUGUUGUCCUGCAGAUGAACCAGAAGCCAGAUGAUAAACAGACUGAAAUGCUGAAUAGGAUAAUGGCUGAGGCUGGAGACAGAAAUGCAACUCCAGGUCUUUGUAAAAUGUUAAGUAUUAAAGAAGUAACAGAUAUGAUGACAGGAAUGUCUGGUAGUGAAAGCAUGUACAUACGCAACUUCUUUAGACCAGCUGAGCAGAAAAAUAAGGACUUGGAAUCAGGACCUGCUCAUUCACCCCAGGAAAACCUUUGCAGUAGCACAGAACCAGAGUACACUGUUAAUCAUCAGCGAGUAGGAAAUCAUUAUGCUGUUUCUCUUGUUCCAAAGUGUGAUCAACAGAGCAGCACAGUUCAAAACAGUGCACCAGUUCAAAGGCUAAUAAUAUUCCCACCUCCUCCUGCGAAGGGAGGAUUAGCUGUUACUAGUGAAGAUUUGGCAUGUCUUCAAGAAGGAGAAUUUCUCAAUGAUGUUAUAAUUGAUUUCUACCUCAAAUAUCUCCUGUUGAAGAAAGCUCCUCAAGGGAUUGCUGAGCGGUCCCAUGUUUUCAGCAGUUUUUUCUACCGUCGCUUGACAAGGAAAGAAAACAGUUCAACUGAAGAAAGCAGAUACCUUUCAGUACAACACCGAAGACAUCAAAGAGUAAAAACGUGGACUCGACAUGUGGACAUCUUCACCAAGGAUUUUAUCUUUGUUCCAGUUAACGAAGAGUCACACUGGUACCUCGCUCUUAUUUGUUUUCCCUGGUUGGAGAAAGAUGAAUAUGAUGAUAUUAAAUUGCCUGAACAGGGCUUACAGAAGGAAGGAUCACCUAGUCCAGAAAAUGAAACUGAAGGUGUUUCUGUCAUAGUCAGCAGCAGAAAAAAUGAAAAUGAGAUGAAUGUGGACAACAGCCCUAAUGAAAAAGGUAGUCAGCAAAGUGACUCAUUAACAUCCUGCAGCUUUCUGAAUGUGGAUACUACAAGCAAUACUUGUGGAAGGAAACAAAUCUCUAAAAGGCCUUGUAUUCUCAUAAUGGAUUCCCUGAAAGCGUCAUCUCAAGACUACACAGUCAAGAUUUUAAGAGAAUACUUGCAGAUUGAGUGGGAGGUUAAAAGGAAUGCGCCACGGAAGUUCAAUGCACAAAACAUGAAAGGCUGUGUUCCCCGGGUUCCCAAACAAGACAACAGCAGUGACUGUGGCUUAUAUUUGCUGCAGUAUGUGGAGAGUUUCUUGCAGAGACCAAUUUCCAAUUUUGAAUUUCCAGUACAAUUGACAACAUGGUUUCAUCGUUCUGUAAUAAAGAACAAGCGUAAAGAGAUCCAUGAACUGAUUAUGCAGUUGCACAAGGAGCAAUGCUAGUAGUUACAGCAGUACAUAAUCACAGACAUUUCUAAAGCUUAGAAGGUGGCAGCUUAUUCUCAAAAGCUUUAUACAGAGCUUGGGUUUACAGGAAUCUAUGAAGUCAUCAUCUUUAAUCAGCUGCCUGUUGGGAAACUGGACAGUAUGAAUAAUCCUCCGUGUUUAAAAAUAUUUACAGUUUGUAAAUUUGCAGCAAGAUGAAAAUCUGUGAAAGCAUUUUGUACAGUUUCAGGGGGUGGAAAUAUGAGAUAAAAGCAUCACAGAAUAAUUGCAUUCUCUGUAAUAUAUUUUAUAUUUAAUAAGUAUUUGUUACAUAGAUUUUAACCUAAUUUCAAAGAUUGUUCAGACUUGCAAAGUAGCAGCUGUAGCAGCACAGAGGUUCAUAGUCUCUCUAGAUUUAUAUAUAUUUUCUACAUUUGAAAAUGUUAACAUUUUGUUUUAAUCCUUUGUGGCUGGAAUCACUUCUUGCUGCAGUCUGAAGUCGUCUUGUAUUUAUUUAUUUAAAAAAAAAUUUCUUUAUUGUCAUUGGAUGUAGCAUUUUGUGUUUCAUAUCGGUCCAUUGCAUCAUGCAAUCAGCAGUAGAAUAUCUCUUGUUUGUGCUAAUAUUGCAAAAACAUUUAUUUUCAUUCUCAUGUUUAUGUAGCUUUUUUAAUGAAGUUAUAUUGAUUGAA